CCAUAUCGCGCCAAAUUGUAUUUUACUGCGCGGUUUAGGUUUCAUGUGGUGCGUUUUGGUUUUAGGUGGACCGUGAACACCCCUACGGCGCAUGCCAGUACACUCACUCCGUCACUCGCAACCAUUAUCACCACCAGAAUUCUCUCUCUUUCUCUCUCCUCCAUUCCUUCUUCCUCUUCUUCUUCAUCAAUGGAGAAACUAUGGCGACCUGCAACUCGCUCCCUCGACACCCACCUCAAAUCCAUCUUUCUCUCUCCUCCUAAACCCUCUCCUUCCGCCAUCUUCGCCGCUGCCUCCUCCUCUUCUACUCGCACUCUCACAACCUUCUCUUCCUUGUCUCUCUUUCUCUCUCCUCCUUCGAAUUUCUCUCCCUCCAAAACCCUAAUUCCCCCAAAACCCUCUUCCUCUUUACUCCUAUUUUGCUGGGAUUUUCGCUGUUACUCCUCUGUUUCGCCUUUGGAUACCAAUAAAUUUGAGUGGAAUGAGCCAAUUUCGUGUUCUGAGGUUGGUGAUGCUGUUUCUUUCGAUGAUACUGAUGAUAAUGGUGAUGUUGAUACUCGCCCUGCUAUUCCUGUUCGCGCCUUUUUCUUCUCUACCAGUGUGGACUUGAAGAGCUUGGUGGAACUGAACAAGCAUAAUUUCAUCCCGCCUUCAUCAAGGAUGACUAACUAUGUUGUUUUGAAGUUUGGAAACCUUAAGCCUGAACCAAAUGGUGUGGGUGCUACCUUAAGUGGAAGUGAUUGUGGCUACAUGGUGGUUUUCCAGUAUGGCUCAAUUGUCUUGUUCAAUGUUCGUGAUCACGAAGUUGACGGCUACUUGAAAAUUGUGGAAAGACAUGCCUCUGGCUUGCUUCCUGAAAUGAGAAAGGAUGAAUAUGAAGUAAGAGAAAAACCAACUCUAAGUACAUGGAUGCAAGCUGGUCUUGAUCGCAUAAUGCUGCAGUACUUGAAUAUUGAUGGUAUUCGUACCAUAGGUAGUGUGCUUGGUCAAAGUAUUGCGCUUGAUUACUAUGUCCGUCAGGUUGAUGGAAUGGUUGCAGAGUUCACUGACAUAAACCGUGCAAUGGAAAAAACUGGGACUUUUACUAUGGAAAGAAAGAAGCUCUUUCAGUUAGUUGGGAAAGCAAACUCUAAUCUAGCAGAUGUGAUUCUUAAGCUUGGUCUUUUUGAAAGAUCAGAUAUUGCUUGGAAAGAUGCCAAAUAUGCUCAAAUCUGGGAAUAUCUUCGGGAUGAAUUUGAGUUGACGCAGAGAUUUGCCAGUCUUGAUUUCAAAUUGAAGUUUGUGGAGCAUAAUAUUAGAUUCCUACAGGAAAUUUUGCAGAACAGGAAGUCAGAUUUCCUUGAAUGGCUCAUCAUCAUAUUGAUUGGUGCUGAAAUUCUCAUAUCUGUAUAUGACAUUGCUCAUAAGUCUCUAUAACCUCACUCUAGCCCUUGCUCGACAUCCAUUCACCGGGGUGGUGGCAUAGGCUUUCCUUCAUAGACGGUCAAUGCCAUAAAAUUUUUGCUCUCAACUGUACAUCUGCUGCUAGCUUGCUAGGUUGUUAAUCAGACAACGAUUUUCCUAUAGCUGUUUGUAAAUCCUACAGUUCACUGUCAUAGUCUGCUAGGUCCAUAAAACUUUGGCUUAUUUUCUAUCUUUCCACUGCUAUAUUGGGAUAAUCAUAAAGGAAAUUUGAUUGUUCGAGAUUAUAUUCUUUAUAUCUAGUGUAAUUUCUACUGUUCUA
Messenger RNA from Chenopodium quinoa (quinoa), 1723 nucleotides. Its product is annotated as sporulation protein RMD1-like. The transcript has 7 exons. The record is from RefSeq and is a predicted model, not a curated record. Bases 190 to 1416 code for a protein of 408 amino acids. NCBI's taxonomy places the organism in Eukaryota, Viridiplantae, Streptophyta, Magnoliopsida, Caryophyllales, Amaranthaceae.